AUGGCAGUGAUAGGGAUGCUAUUUGCCAACGUGUCAGGCUCUUUGGAUGACCAAGGAAUAUGCCAGUGCUCUGUGUACCUGCCAGAUACUACAUUUCCUGUGCAGAAGGUUGAAAAAUUGGAAAUCAUAGCCCAAACCCUGUCACAGAAAUUUGACAGUGAACUGUCUAAAGUUACACAGUACAUAAAAGCAAUGGAGGUGUAUGAACAAAAAAUCCAAAAUCUAACUAUAAGGGUGGAACUUAUGGAGAAGACAAGUGGUACCUAUACUGAAUUGGACUUCCAGUUACUGAAAGUUGAAAUCAAAGAAAUGGAGAAACUAAUUAUUCAGUUAAAAUCGACACUUGUUGGAAGUAAUGUGAUCGUUGAACAACUAUAUGUGGAGAUCAAGAAUCUGACUAUGAUAGUAAAUGAUCUUGAAUUAAUGGACAAAAACAAUGUCCUUGCAAUUCGUCGACAAAUUGUAAAUCUGCAGAAUCAGCUGAAGGCAUGUGAAGAGAACAGCAGUAAGACCACAGAACCACCCUAUUUUGCACCAGGUAGCUGUUCUCAUGGUGGAAUCCUCAAUAUCACCAGGCCCUAUAUUAUACAGCUGAACUGGAGAGGAUUUUCCUUCAAGUAUGGUGCCUGGGGAAGGGAUUAUUCUCCUCUUACCCCUGAGAAAGCCAUGUACUGGGUUGCACCUUUGAACACUGAGGGAAGAUACUUAGAAUAUUAUAGACUUUAUAAUUCCUAUGAUGACCUGUUGUUAUACAAAAAUCCUAGAGAGUACCGAGUGACGUAUGGAGAAGGUAGUGGCACUACAGUUUACAAUAAUUUCAUGUAUUUUAAUGUUUAUAGUACAAGAGACAUAGCCAAACUUGAUUUAAAUAAGAACACUGUAGUUUUGAGGAAAGCUCUGCCAGAUGCAGUUUAUGGUAACCGUUUCUCUUAUGCUGGUGUAGCGUGGCAAGAUAUGGACUUCACUGUGGAUGAAAAUGGAUUGUGGGUAAUUUAUUCAACUGAGGCCAGCACUGGUAACAUUGUGAUUAGCAAACUUAAUGAGACCUCACUUGAUGUGCUAAAUACUUGGGAGACAAAACAGUACAAACCAGCUGUUUCCAAUGCCUUCAUCAUAUGUGGUGUUCUAUAUGCCACAAGAACUAUGAACACCAGGACAGAAGAAAUCUUUUAUACUUAUGACACAAACACUGGACGGGAAAGUCAAAUCAGCAUCAUUAUGGAUAAAAUGUUAGAAACAGUCCAAAGUAUCAAUUACAACCCCAGUGACCAAAAGCUUUAUGUUUAUAAUGAUGGCUACCUUGUUACAUACAAUCUGAUCUUUCAACCUGUAUUACAGUAAUAUGAGUACAGGGUCUUCAUAAAGUCUUUGUGCACUUUUAAACUUUAAUAACUUAGGUUGUGCACAAGGACUUUAUGAAGACCCUGUUUAUAGAAGAGUUGGACCAUUACAGGUGUGAUAGUCCUCAGAACAAUAUUAAUGCUAAUUUUAGGUUUGUGCUAAUGAGCACUAAAUAUUAGGCAUGGGGCUUAGUAUGACAAAUGAUUCCACUGAACAGAUUACUUAUAAUAAUGCUAUAUCUGGGAACUGCUGUUUGCAAGAUGAGGUUAUUCAAGUUUUAAUUGGUGCUUUAAUACAAUGUUGAUAGGUGAAUGCCUAAUUUGGUGUAACACAGAGAUUGAAACUGCAUUUUAUCCUCAUUGUUCAAAAUAUGGAAGAUAAAGAAUUUCCAUCUAUAUAUGUAUUGAACAUUGGUCCCACAUACUGCUAAAUGAUUAAAGUUAGAAGAUAAUUAGGACUUGAUCCAUGAAGAGAUCCCAUUGAUUAAACUGAAGUACUAGAAAAGACAUUGCAAAGGAAUGGUUCACAGAUUCACAGAAAUUCUUGCAAUCUGCUAAGGUAUUUAGACAGCAGGACUACUCUACACCACUUUCUUAAAAGUUGCACUCCAGAAAGCAUCUACACAUAUUAACAGCCUUAGAUAGUUACUUGUUCUCAGCACUAUGUUCUUGGGGCCUGAUCCAAAGCUAACUGAUACAAUGGACAUGUUUCCAUUGACCUCCAUGGUCUAUACGUGAGGUCCUUGAUGCAUGCCAUAUGUUGCACUAGAACAGAACCAAUGUUAUCUGCAUGCUUUCAUUCAGCUUUUUUUGGUGUUGUGUAAUUAGAUUAAUCUGAACUCAGUUAUCCUGGAGUUAAAUUCAUCCUUGGUGCAACUCCAUUAGCAUCAGUGAAAGAACCUAGCCUAUGGUAUUUACAUCCCAUAAUUCUGGAUGCUUACUUUACUUUUAUUUACCUUUUCUAAUUUUAUUUGCCAAUAUCUGACCCUUAAUCAUGUCAGAAAAUAUGAAAUAAGGUGCUGCCCAGCUACAAAAAUGCUAUGAAUGUUGUAUUUCUUGUAUUACAU
This is a messenger RNA of Alligator mississippiensis (American alligator), 2407 nucleotides long. RefSeq names its product olfactomedin-4. Lineage: Eukaryota; Metazoa; Chordata; Crocodylia; Alligatoridae. The transcript has 5 exons. Gene Ontology annotation, biological process: signal transduction. Bases 1 to 1341 code for a protein of 446 amino acids. The record is from RefSeq and is a predicted model, not a curated record.